Penicillium diatomitis is the source of this 4068-nucleotide messenger RNA. RefSeq names its product C2 domain protein. The transcript has 5 exons. Bases 1 to 4068 code for a protein of 1355 amino acids. Lineage: Eukaryota; Fungi; Ascomycota; Eurotiomycetes; Eurotiales; Aspergillaceae. The record is from RefSeq and is a predicted model, not a curated record.
AUGUCGACAGCUUCCAGACAGUCGCGAGGUUUCAACCGACGGAUCAACAGUCUGCAGAAUGAAGGUCGUCAUUCGCGCAAUUCGUCUCUGUCGCGCCGGCGACCACUCACCGCUGCCAUCGCAAGCAGCCAUGCGCUUCGCGUAGCCUACCUGACCUACCUCCUCCAACCGCGAUCUCGCCGAGUCCAGAAUGUGUCGCCUGCGCCUGCACGUCCCAAGCGGUCCUCGACAUCGAUUCAUGAUCUCAUGAGCGACUUUUCGCUGGUCAGAGAUUCAAAGAGUACAAGGAUUCCCCAUGGCUUCGUGUCGGAACUGGAGAAGCGAUUGACGGGGGUGUUGAUGGGACGCGAGAAGAAGAAGGAAUACCAAGAUCACCUGGUGGUGCGCACAUUUGCCGUCUUUCUGAAUGUGCUCAAGGAGGACUCUUUUCGCAAACGCAUGGAAAAGGACCGCCGAGCUGAGGAUCUACUACUGAUCUUCUAUUCCAAUGCGGUAAAGGAGCUGAGCAAGGGCAAGGAGCAAGACGAUGAUAGCUGGAAGCUGAUGGUGGAUCGGCAUGUUGCACUGUUUGUACGUCUGUUGGCGCUGAUAUUGAAGAGCAACGACUGGGCAAGGGAUCGUCCAGAGCUGGCCAACCGACUGGCGGUACUUGAAAAUAAGCUUCUCCUGCAGGAUCAGGAUUUGAUGGAUUCGAGUCCCGCGACAACGACGACGGAAACGCUUGCGCCCCUCAGCCACGACGUAAAGGAUAUGCCCCUGGUACAACAUGUGAUCAAAGUGUUCGGCAUGACGACGACGCAAGCCCAAGCUGAAAUCGACAAGAACAAGUCCGUAUGGACAGAAAAGGCAGCACUUCAGGAUCUCAAGACGUACCAGACCCAACUGAGCCUCCAUACGCGCAAGACCUUGUGCCGAGAGGACUUUGAGACGGACGAAGCAUUCGAAACAUGGAAGAAGAGCGAAGGACCAGAUUUGUCGCAGAUGAUGCUUGCAAUUGUACAGUCCAAUCCUGAACUGGCCAAGAGUACCCCGGGAGCCCUGCCACACUUCAAUCCUGCUGUUUCUGAUGAACUCUCCUCGCCCCGGGACCGCACUUCUUAUUCUAUCGAUCAAUCUUUAGACUUCAGCGCACUGUCACUCGGCGGGCAGGACGGCGAUGGAGAGGAAUCAGGUACCUACACAUUCAUUCCGUCUGACCCCCGGGCCGUAUACCGGUUCAUUUUGAAUCAGACACUGUCCCAUGAUCUUCGUGACCGCGAGAUUGAGGCUAGUCAGGCCACUGCCGACACGCCAUCAAUCAAAUUAUUGUCCAAGCAGUCGAUGGAGAUGCUCAAUGAAAUCUGCCUCCGAUGGAGAAUUCCUCCCUUUUCGAGAGUUGUGUUGUUUCUAGACGUCGUUCAAUCCAAAUACGUGGAUUCGGAAAUCGACCUCAACACCCUGGAUUCAGCAUUCACGUUUGCGAAGGAGACGCCCAACACUGAGCCGCGAGCCAAGCGCAGCAGUUACGUGGCGUCCGCCGUUUUCGACCGUCAAAAGUGGACUGUCCACGAUCUUCAGGCGAUGCAGCAACUACUGUCCAAACUUCAUGAGGCUCUGCUGCGCGAACUGUACGACGUGAUGAUGGAUUGUUUCGAGGCGAAGCCUCGACCGAUUGGCCCAGUCAUGUACAUUUUGGAGCACCAUAUUCAAAUGGAUCCCAGUUACACGGAGGAUCCACAGGAUAUCAAUCGUUUCUCGUCCUACGUUCAGGACGGUCUUGCAGCAAAGGCCACCGAGAAAUAUCAGAGCUUGAUUAGUCAAAUGAUCCCUGUUGAGCAGGAGAAAUGGCAAUUCGACAACAUCAUUCAGCUAAGUGAUGCAAUUUCGAAACUGGCGCAGAAGAUUCAGAAGCGAUACCGAAAUAAUCCCGAAAUUAUGGGUGUCAAUCCUUAUCUCAUCCUUUGCGUCAAUAUUCUCCCCAUGUUCGCAGAGGACGCGAAUGAAAUGGUUCUCCGAAUCAUGGAUCACUGCAAAGCCGAGGAUAGGGAGAUAGAUAUCGAGGACGGAUUUGAUUUGUACAGAAACUUGGCGGCAAUCAGGCGUCUUUACACGAACUCGAUCUCCGAAACUCCAUUCCCCUUCCAUGUAGAGUCUCUACUCGAAGAAUUUGUAUGGCGUUGGCUUCGUCUGACAGAUCAGAGCGUAAUGGAGUGGGUGAAUCAAGCGAUCCGCCAAGACAACUUCACCGUCCGCGGAGAUGAGCUGGCCGAGUCUGUUGCUGAAGACAAACGGCAUAGCGUUUCGGUAAUUGACAUCUUCCGAUCUUACAAUCAAGUGGUGGAGAACCUGGUUGGGCUGGGAUGGGACGACGACCUCCAGUAUGCAAAGUUCAUGACCGCUCUUUCCAAGUCUAUAGGCAAGGGAGUUGCCAAGUACUGCGAAUCACUGGAGCAGAUGUUUGCCCGGGAGAUGGACAAACUGACGCCAGAGCAAGAGGCAGCUUUGAACCAGACCACUCAAGAGAAGCUGAUGCAAUUUGCAAAAGACACUUGGACGAACAAGGACAAGAUUGAACCCUUCCAAUUCUCAUCCGAGUCCCUAGUCAAACUAAACAACAUUGAAUUCGCGCUCACGCAAUUGGACCGACUCGAGCGGGAGAUCAACGUUGAUGCAUGCGCUGAUGUGAUUGCGAGAAACACGCCCGCUCAGCUAAAGAAAAUCCGCAAGUCCACUACAUACGUCUUCACAAUCAAAGUGGUAGAGGCCGAAGACUUGAAGGCUUGUGAUAUGAACGGUGGCAGCGAUCCGUAUGUGGUAUUAACCGAUGAAUACCAGAAGCGGAUAGCAAAGACACGCAUCAUCUACAAUAAUCUAAAUCCUCGAUGGGAAGAUGCCGUCGAUAUCACCACGCAGGGUCCCUUGAACAUCAUCGCCACCAUCUGGGAUUGGGAUGCUGUCGGUGACCAUGACUACGUUGGUCGCACGUCUAUCAAAUUGGACCCUGUUCAUUUUAGUGAUUUCCUUCCACGAGAGUAUUGGCUGGAUCUAGAUACUCAGGGGCGGCUUCUGCUUCGUGUGAGUAUGGAGGGUGAACGAGAUGACAUUCAGUUCUACUUUGGCAAAGCGUUCCGCACAUUGAAGCGUACCGAAAGGGACAUGACGCGGAGGAUUACUGAGAAGCUUUCUGCCUACAUCAGUCACUGCUUAUCUCGACGGACCCUGAAAUCAUUACUGUCGCGCGGGAUUGGCGGCAUCAGCAUGUCUACCGUAUCCAACUUUCUCAAUCGCAAUCGGGGAGUGCCAGCGACCUCCACAGGCCCGACGGCAGCGAACGUGGAGAAUGCGCUCGAUCCCCUGUUUAGCUACUUCAAUGACAAUUUCGCCAUCAUGAACAAGACGCUCACAGAGGAAGCUAUGCGAAUGGUCAUGGCCCGUCUGUGGAAAGAAGUCCUUGCCACGAUCGAGAGUCUCCUCGUCCCUCCACUCUCAGACAAACCCUCCCACCAGAAGCCGCUCACGGUACAAGAAGUCGACAUUGUCUCACGCUGGCUCGUGCUACUCCUGAACUUCUUCCACGCCGUCGACGAAGAGACCGGCGAAGCAGGCGGCGUGCCCCUCGACAUCCUCAAGUCUCCCAAAUAUCACGAAAUCCAAAGUCUGAAUUUCUUCUACUUUGAGCCAACCGAGAAUCUCAUCCGCACUUCGGAGCGCAUGGCCUCUGCAAACGUCAAUCGACAACAAGCCAAUCGCAACCGAUUAUCGGCGCCUGCCCAUCUCGGCGCGACAGGCCCGGGACACGGCUCCCUGGGUAUACCAGCGACUCGUCGCGCCAAGAGCAUCAUGCUCUCGCGCAAUCUGGGCACCAUGAAAAAGGUGAAAGAAGAAAAGCGACGAGAGGCACAAGCCGAUCCCAACGACGACAUGAUCCUGCGAAUCCUGCGGAUGAGACCCGAGGCAGCCGGAUAUCUUCGAGACCGCAGUCGUCAAAAGGAGAGACUAGCCGCCGCCGCGGCUGCAGAUGCCAUUGUGAAACAGAGUCUGAUGGCGGGCGUGGGCAGUCGAAUGAGUUCAACAAUCCCACGUCGUUGA